AUGAGCGUUCAAGUAGUCAGCAAUUGGGCUCAUACGGCGCAGAAAUUUGCGUUUGGUUUUCUAAUCGUUGUGCUUGUUGCGCUGGUCCCAAAGAUUGAGCACCGAUUGAGGCUUUCGAAGAUACCAAAGUUUCUUGCUUUCACCAAUGGCGCACCAGAACAUACCUUUUAUGCAAAAUAUGCUAUGCAGCUAUACCGUCAGGCCUACAAAAAGUUCAAAGACUCAAUAUAUCGCGUUAAAGUAAUUGGCGAACCUGAGUGCAUAUUGUUGCCUACGAAGUUUCUAUCAGAGCUUAGAAGAUAA
Molecule: messenger RNA, 303 nt
Organism: Bipolaris maydis ATCC 48331
Lineage: Eukaryota; Fungi; Ascomycota; Dothideomycetes; Pleosporales; Pleosporaceae
Source: RefSeq, a predicted model, not a curated record